CCGCCAUGUCCUUCUAUAUUCUUUGUUAUACUGAUUGCCCGCAAUGAUAAGACGCCGAAUGGGACUGGUGGAGGGGUGUCUGACUUCCUGGUAUUAGUUCAUCUCUGCUGACAGAGGCAUGAGACAUGGUACUGUUGUUGCCUGCCACGUUUUACUGUGGGGUUUAGCACCUCCUGCUUCUUAAUUGCCUUUUUGCCCUGCCUGUCAACAGUCCUAAGCAGGCAAGUGGAGUGUAAGACAGAGACAACUCCAUUUGUUGGACUACCAAAGGAUAUCUGAGCUUCGGAUUGUCUUUUCUCUGCUUAGUGUAUUUGCUAAGAGAAAAAUUUCUUCCUGGCAUGGCUCAUGGGAAGGCCUUAAACCAUGAACUUUCUAAACUUUUCAAUGAGAUGUGGGAUGUGGAUGUUAACCGCUUUAUGCCUGGGAAAGACUACGCAAUUGAAUUGCAGGGAAAAGCAAGUGACAAUGCUACCCGAGACAGUGCAGCCAGACAUCUGUUUCACUACGUAAAUGAAGAACGCAUGAAGAGCAUAAAAACUUUUGCAACCUUUAUUUCCUUAUUGGACAACUAUGAGACAUCAACUGGUGUAGCAGAAGUAGUGACUCCAGAAGAAAUAGCUGAAAACAAUAAUUUUCUUGAUGCUAUCUUAGAAACUGAAGUCAUGAAACUAGCUCAUCAGUAUCUGAUUAAAAAAAACCUGGCAGAGCCAAACCUUACUGAUUUCAAAUCUCAGCUCUAUGACAUCUGGUUUCAGCUCUAUGCCAGAAAAGAAGGCAACAGACUUGAUUCCUGCGGUUUUGAACAUGUUUUUGUUGGAGAAACAAGCCGUGGUAAACAGAUCUUAGGCUUGCACAACUGGGUGCAAUUUUACCUUCAGGAAAAGCGUCACCAAAUUGACUACAAGGGAUAUGUUGCCCGGCAGAAUAAAAACAGGGAAUCCAAAAUCUUCUCAGUCACUGACUUCUCCCACUCAUCCUCUUCCAGCUGUCAUUUGUGGCUAUUGCACAUACAGCAGCUGUCUACAGUUCUGGGCUCCUUCAAGACAUCGGAGGACUAAAAAGCUCAAAGUAAAACAAGUCCUUCAAACACAAAAUUCCUUUGCAGUUCCCUUGUCUUUAAGUGAAACUGGACAGGAACCUGUUAGUCUAGAUGCCUUUUAAGCCUCAGUGCAGUGGGUUCCAAAAGGUCCCAUGUUGGGAAUUACUAAGCCCAGGCUAGAAAGGGUACUUUGCUGAAGAGGCAAGUUAUUAUGGGGUUUGUACAAUAUGCAAUGUUGGAUUCUUAUUGCUGGGAGAUCUGGGAGCUCACCCUUUGGAAGCCGAAACUAUUGAAAAGACUUCUUCAGCUUCAGUGAUUUUUGAAUUAGACUUAUUCUGUGCUGUUGCUUCCUUCUUCCAACCCAAGGCCUGUAAAUCUCAGCUCUGAAAAUUAUGCAGCACUGACAGCUUAGAACUGGAGUACCAAAAAGUGAAGCUUAAAAGCUGUUUUAGGAUAUUGCAUUCAAGCUUAUGAGGUAAAAUAGAAAGCUUUGUCUAGAUCUACUGCUUACUCUGAGGUGGGUGAGGAGAGCACAGGCUGAUGCACCAGCUCCAAAUGCCAUGUCCCCUUGGCAGCAGUGUUGGUGGGGUCUGGAGCAGACAGCAUUGCAUGGUGAGCCACUAGCUGUCCCCUCUCAGUUGCUCCCAGGGCACAGUGAUGGGCUGGGCUGUUACUGCCCCUCUUAGAGCAGCUCCAACAGCCUGGCUACCAGGGCACUGUACAAAUGGGGCUCUACAAACCAGUGGGAAGGGUUGUUUUUUUAUGUUUCCUGGCAGAAAAGUGCUAUUCCACCAAUUCUAAAGGAAGCAGAUGAGGUCGUCUGUCCUCUUUCACAGUCUUAGGGAUCUUUCUAGUACCCAGUGAAAGCGUGGGAUGCCAAAGUAUGUCUGGUGAGUUUUUCAGUUGUAUUUUCUUACUGGUUAGAAAGUCCUUCUGUGUACAGUCAGGUUGUGCUGGCCCCAGGGGUCUUGCCUAGCAGGUGCUGCAGAAAUCAGCUCACCAGUGCAGCAUGGGGCCCCCAGGCAUCAGAGGUGGGUGCCACCAGUAACCCUACGCUGUUUCGAGCGUGCCGGUGUGAAUGCUGAGCAGCCUGUGAGGAACCGUUACAGUGCCAAACGGAGCGUAGGUAUAGGUACGGCGACAAAUGGAGCACAGGUACUUCCAACGGCUAGCCACUGGGAGCUGCUCCUCUGCUGUUCCUGACUACAUGUGCGAACAGAUACUACUGCUACAGGCUCAAGUGCUUUGAACCUAGUCUUGCCCAGGUGCACACAAGCAGAAGAAAUGCUAGCACUCCCUUGAGUCCAGCUCCUUUUGCACGUGAAACGAUUUCUAACAGCAGUGCUGGUGUUUAGGGAAUUGCAACAUUGCUGAUGCUUAAUGGAUACGAAGGAACACAUAUGCUCCAGAGGAUAGGGAAAAGGCUCUGCUCCAGCUAUAGGACUGUGGCAUAGCAGGGAUAUGGCAGGGUGAGGGACAUCAUGUGCCUCUCCAGGUAUUGUGCUUGAAUCUAUCACAGAAGUAUGAAGAAGCCAGUUCUAUACCUUGGUCUCUCCAGAGCAUAGGUUUCAGACUUUCUAGUCACAGAUCACCUGUGACAGAAGCAGAUUCACUGUGGCAGUGGGCUAGAGAGAGAUCCAGACUGGGACAGGCAAAGGAGCUCGAAGGGCUUGGACACUCAUCUGUAACACUUGCUUCUCAAUGAGUAUCUCUAUGAGCUGGGAGGCUAAGUUUUUUCUUGGCCUUCCACAAAAAUGCCAGCUGUAACUCAUUUGAAAUGACAUUCAAUAUAAAGGAAUCUACUCUAUUUUGAUAUCUCUGGGGGAACAGGAAUAGAGGAAAAAAGCAAGGGCACUGGCCUAAACUGCUUUUUAUCUAUUGUCUUCAGAGGUGUAACAUUUCUUUAGGUGGGAAAGAUAAAACAGUUCUCAAUGCCUGGAACCAUAAACAGGAACCACUUACAUCCAGUAAAAUUUAAAAGAAGUCUGAACUGUGGGCUCACAUCCGGAACUACAUAACAGUUCUUUUACAUCCCUCAUUCCCAGUGCUCACUCUUGACACAAACCCCUGUAUGGCAGAGUGCUGAAUCCUGCAAUUUCUUCUAAAAUCCAGAAUCUAAAAUUGCAGCUGCCUGGUCACACCUCUGUUGGAGAUUAUUCCAUUGUUUGUUUCUGCUUUCAGCCUGACGAAGAUGACCAAGUUUUGAGCCUCCAGUUCACUUGGAAGGGCUUGGUAAAGCCAAUUGGAAGCACCUUUAUUGGUGUCAGCCCUGAGUUUGAAUUUGCCCUUUACACCAUCAUUUUUCUGCUGUCUAAAGA
Molecule: messenger RNA, 3357 nt
Organism: Dromaius novaehollandiae (emu)
Lineage: Eukaryota; Metazoa; Chordata; Aves; Casuariiformes; Dromaiidae
Product: poly(U)-specific endoribonuclease-A-like
Exons: 7
Coding region: 339-1058 (239 amino acids)
Molecular function (GO): RNA endonuclease activity
Source: RefSeq, a predicted model, not a curated record